Hyposmocoma kahamanoa is the source of this 2498-nucleotide messenger RNA. Its product is annotated as DNA-(apurinic or apyrimidinic site) lyase-like. The record is from RefSeq and is a predicted model, not a curated record. Bases 137 to 2047 code for a protein of 636 amino acids. Lineage: Eukaryota; Metazoa; Arthropoda; Insecta; Lepidoptera; Cosmopterigidae. Gene Ontology annotation, cellular component: nucleus. Gene Ontology annotation, biological process: base-excision repair. The transcript is spliced from 6 exons. Gene Ontology annotation, molecular function: endonuclease activity; phosphoric diester hydrolase activity; DNA-(apurinic or apyrimidinic site) endonuclease activity.
UGGCGUUAGCUGUCAAUUUGCCGGAAAGGCGGAAUUUCUUUCUCGCCGACUCCGUUGCAAAUCGUGUUCGCUGCGAUAUUUUUUCAUUGUUUCUCUGCUGAAACCAUUGAUUUUUUGUUAAAGUACAACUAAUACAAUGGCUCCACGAACUGCAAAAGCGAAGAAGUCUGCUGACAUUAAAAUGGCUGAAAGCGAAGCACCAAAGAAGGGCAAGAGUAAGUCUAAAAACUAUGAGGCAAAUGAACAAGAAGUACUAGAUAUUGACAUUGCUGACAAAGCUGCUCCAAUGAUAAAGGCAAAACGCGGAAAGAAGGCUCAAGAGACAAAUGGAGAGGCACAUAUUAAUGGUGUGACUGAUAAUGCUCCACCACCAGCCAAGAAAGGCAAGAAAAAAAAUGAACUGGUUACUGAUGAGAAAACAUCUAAUGGUGACAAUUCAACUGAUGAGGAAACUACUCAUGUGGAACAAAAUAAUGACCAGGUUGAAAGUAAUGGGACUGCAGAAGAUACACAACCUGCAUCCACUGGUCGAGGACGCAAAAAACAAAUAAAAGAUGAGAAACCAAAAGAAACAGCUAGCAAAGGUAGAAAGGCGAAACCAGCUAGUGAGGAGACUGAUGAGAAAGAACUCAAUGAGGAGAAAUCUAAGGGUAAAGGAAGAGGGCGCAAAGUUCAAGCUAAGGCUGAAGUUGAAGAAGACAAAACUGAUAAUGUUGAAGAGGAAGAAAAGUCAGAAUCUGCCAAAGGCAAGAAGAGGGGUCAAGGCAAGAAAGAAAAGACUCCUGAAAGUGAGAAAGAGCUCUCUGAUGGAGAAGAUAAGAUUGAGGAGCCCAAGAAAAAAGGGGCCAAAGGCCGUAAGGGGAAGAAAGCACAAGCCAAAGAAGAGGUUGAAGACAAAAAGGAAAAUGUUGAAGAGGAAGAUGUAAAAGAAUCGGCCUCAAAGAAACGGAAAGUUACUAAGAAAGAUGACAAAAGAAAAGGUGACGCUAAAGAAGAGGAAGCAAAUGAAGAAAUUCCAGAAGUGAAGAGUACAAAGGGUAAGCGCAGUCAGAAGAAGGCGAUAGAAACGCCGGCUGAGGUGGAAGAUGAACCCCAGGAUACAGGCGAACCAACCAACAAGCGCCGGCGCAAGCCUGCUGAAGACAAGGCUGCUGCUGACACUAAAACAAAAGCCCCGCCUAAAAAUAAAGCCACUACAAAUUAUGAAGAACUUGAUUUUUCAAAUCCAUCAAAAAGUCUGCAAGGAAAAGAAUGGAAUUUCAAAAUUGCCAGUUGGAAUGUUGACGGUGUCAGGGCUUGGAUGGGCAAAGGUGGACUGGAUUACAUUAAAUACGAAAAACCAGAUAUACUUUGUCUUCAAGAGUUAAAAUGUGGACAGGAAAAGCUUCCAGAUGAGAUAGCUAAUUUGCCUGGAUACCACGCAUACUGGCUAGCUAGUGAUAAAGACGGGUACGCAGGCGUAGGCAUUUACACAUCACAGCUUGCCAUAAACGUUCAGUAUGGUCUCCAAAAUGAAGAAUUGGAUACUGAAGGUCGCAUUAUCACAGCCGAGUAUGAGCAAUUCUAUCUGAUCUGUACCUAUGUGCCGAACGCUGGCCGCAAACUAAUCACGCUCCCUAAGAGACUGCAGUGGAAUCAGGAGUUCCGUAAACACGUUCAGCAAUUAGAUAAGAAGAAACCUGUGAUAAUAUGUGGAGACAUGAAUGUUGCACACAAUGAAAUAGAUUUAGCGAACCCGAAGACAAACAAAAAAAAUGCUGGGUUCACUGAAGAAGAAAGAGCAGGUAUGACGGAACUUCUCGGAGACGGGUUUGUUGACACUUACCGCCACCUGUACCCCGAUAAGACUGGCGCUUAUACUUUCUGGACUUAUAUGAUGAACGCGCGAUCUAAGAAUGUGGGCUGGCGCUUGGACUACUUCAUAGUAUCGGAGCGGCUUCUUCCUUCUGUGUGCGACAAUGUGAUCAGAGAUCAAGUGUACGGCAGCGAUCAUUGCCCGAUUUCGCUGUUUCUCCACCUUACCAGUGCCGACAAGCCGAAGGAGUAAACUGUCUUAAGGCAUUUUGUUGUUAACUGCGAUCUGGUGAUAUUCUCCACUAUACGAAAUUGAUUAGUCACCCCAGUGCCUAUUAACCUCAAAAUGAACAUCUCACUAGUAGGCAGUCUACUACAAUGGCUAUAUGCUAGUUUUGGAAAUUGACAUGUAAGAUGAUUCCUUCACGCUUUUAGUGCUAAGUUGGACAUUUUUUCAUUCCUCAUUUUGAGUUCGACAUUAAUACAAUUGCAUCAUCCAUAUAAUGUAAGAAAUAAACACAAUAUGUAGAUUAUGUCUUUAAUUUCUGGGUAUAAAAUAGUUGUAUGUAUAGGAUAUAAUGGAAAGAGUAUACCGAUACUAAUGUCUUAAAAUUUCGCACCUUUACUUUUUACUUACUUUAAUCUUGUAAAUUACAAAAAUCAAAUUACAUUAAAGCGUUGCCCCUGUUGGGUCGCAAUUCCCU